Cynara cardunculus var. scolymus (artichoke) is the source of this 1090-nucleotide messenger RNA. RefSeq names its product chloroplastic group IIB intron splicing facilitator CRS2-A, chloroplastic-like. The record is from RefSeq and is a predicted model, not a curated record. The transcript is spliced from 9 exons. Bases 183 to 920 code for a protein of 245 amino acids. NCBI's taxonomy places the organism in Eukaryota, Viridiplantae, Streptophyta, Magnoliopsida, Asterales, Asteraceae. Gene Ontology annotation, molecular function: peptidyl-tRNA hydrolase activity.
GAUCUAUGGAAGAACCACGAGGUUUAUCCAGGAAUUCGAGCAAAAGAUUUCAAGCGAGUGAAUUCGUGUGUUGUAUUUCAUAUACUCGUCUGAACUCUACCGACUCCGGCGAGCCGGAGAUUGAAGCGUCGAGCCGGAGACAGAAGCUCGUCUGCUUUAUUGUUGAUUUGUGAACCAGGUCAAUGUUGUAUACCGUAUCAAUCUCUAAACCUUGCAUAGCUUAUCCAAAAAGCACUUCGCAAUCCCAAAAUCCUUCAAAUUUGAAAAGGAUUGGGCUUCGGGUAUCAGCUACGUUGCGUGAACCUAAUGGGGUUAAAGUGGAGUAUACUCCAUGGCUAAUUGUUGGUUUGGGGAAUCCUGGGAACAAGUAUCAUGGAACUCGCCACAACGUUGGUUUUGAAAUGGUUGAUCGUAUCUCUCAAGAAGAAAGGAUUGUGAUGAACACCAUACAGUCAAAGGCUUUGAUCGGAAUAGGUUCUAUUGGGGAGGUACCCGUUCUGUUAGCAAAGCCUCAGGGGUAUAUGAAUUUCAGUGGAGAAUCGGUUGGGCCCCUUGCUGCAUAUUAUCAAGUACCAUUGCGACAUGUCCUACUGUUAUAUGAUGAGAUGAGCUUACCAAAUGGCGUUUUGAGGCUUCAACCCAAGGGAGGACAUGGGUAUCAUAAUGGAGUGAAGAGUGUGAUCGAACAUUUGGAUGGUUGCCGUGAAUUCCCAAGGUUCUGUAUAGGCAUUGGGAAUCCACCAGGUACCAUGGACAUGAAGGCCUUCCUUUUGCAGAAAUUCAGUGAUGUAGAACGAAAAGAGAUAGAUGCAGCCCUUGAACAAGGAGUAGAUGCAGUGAGGAGCUUGGUAUUGAACGGGUUUGACGAUAGGAUCACAAGGUUUAAUUUAGGGCAGAAGUAUAAAUAUCACAAAGUUUGAGCACAAACCCAUUACAUAUAUCGAUAAAUCCAAAGGGUGACCUGUGGUCAGCAAUCGAGCCGCGCUACUUGUAGGUACAAUUCUUGUUGAAUUUUGGUGAUUGUAUUAUACGAUUACUCAUGUAUGCCGUUAAAGUAAUCUUGUUUUUAGAUGCAUUCAUCAUUUUUAAA